Messenger RNA from Cucurbita maxima (winter squash), 921 nucleotides. Its product is annotated as tropinone reductase homolog. NCBI's taxonomy places the organism in Eukaryota, Viridiplantae, Streptophyta, Magnoliopsida, Cucurbitales, Cucurbitaceae. Gene Ontology annotation, molecular function: oxidoreductase activity. The transcript is spliced from 5 exons. The record is from RefSeq and is a predicted model, not a curated record. The coding region runs from base 50 to 859 and encodes 269 amino acids.
GUGAGUAUUAAAAUGGGUCUAACCCUAACUCCAUGUCUUAAUCAAAUCCAUGGCGAACACCAGCAGAGAUCAAAGAUGGUCCCUUCAGGGGAUGACCGCUCUUGUCACCGGCGGAACCCACGGCAUUGGGCGAGCCACGGUGGAAGAACUUGCAGCAUUUGGGGCCAUUGUCCACACAUGCUCGCGAAGCCAGGGAGAUUUGGACAAAUGCCUGAAAGAAUGGGAAGAAAUGGGCCUCAAUGUAAGUGGGUCUGUGUGCGAUGUGCAUAGCAGAGAACAGAGGAAGCGGCUGAUGGAAACCGUGUCGUCUCUGUUCAAUGGCAGUCUCAACAUUUUGGUGAAUAAUGCUGGGACAUCUGCGUACAAAAGCUCCUUAGAAGUUACAGAGGAAGAGCUUUCGAGUGUUAUGAGUACCAAUUUUGAGGCGUCGUUUCAUUUUAGCCAACUCGCUCAUCCUUUGAUGAAAGCUUCUGGUAAUGGAAGCAUCGUUUUCAUGUCCUCUGUUGCAGGCUUGAUGUCCCUUCCAUACUCUACUCCCUACGCUGCUUCCAAAGCUGCCAUAAACCAAAUCACGAGGAACUUAGCAUGCGAAUGGGCCAAAGACAACAUCCGUACAAACGCAGUGGCUCCAUGGAUCAUCAGAACUCGCUUUGUGAAACCUCCCACUGAUGAUCCGAUCCAUGUAGAAGUAAUGAACCACAUGCUGUCAGUAACACCUCUUAAACGUGCUGGGGAGCCGCAUGAAGUUUCUUCAAUGGUUGCCUUUCUGUGUCUUCCAGCUGCGUCUUAUAUUACUGGACAAGUUUUCUGUAUUGAUGGAGGCCACACUGUGACGGCUUUCCCCAUCCCCGACGCUUGAAAUCCUUCGAACCCUUCUGUUUGGUCUAAUCGUAUCAAGUUCCUUUUAAGCUUUUCAUGUCA